Messenger RNA from Habropoda laboriosa, 495 nucleotides. Its product is annotated as odorant receptor 49a-like. Gene Ontology annotation, molecular function: odorant binding; olfactory receptor activity. The transcript has 4 exons. Bases 1 to 495 code for a protein of 164 amino acids. Gene Ontology annotation, cellular component: plasma membrane. Gene Ontology annotation, biological process: sensory perception of smell; detection of chemical stimulus involved in sensory perception of smell. NCBI's taxonomy places the organism in Eukaryota, Metazoa, Arthropoda, Insecta, Hymenoptera, Apidae. The record is from RefSeq and is a predicted model, not a curated record.
AUGCAGUACUUGACUUUUGGUCCGCCUUGUAUAGUUUAUAAUAAUAGUAAAAUAUGGAGUUUUAGGUACGCAACGGACGUGGUUACCACAAUUCGACUUCUGGUUCUGAUUACGGUAAUCACAUGCACUGUGGCGUGUGUAUUUGCUGGAAUUAACUUGAUCGGAAAACAACCGUUCGCUGUGAAAGCUCAGUUUCUUACUGUGAGUGGAACCGCUUUGCUGGAAGUGCUUAUGUGUUCACUACCAGCUGACCAUUUGAUAGAUAUGAGCGAGAACAUAAUGCAAGGAAUAUAUGAAUCAAAAUGGUACGAACGAUCUCUAAAAAUUCAAAAGUCUACAGUCCUCAUGUUGACUCCUCAAUCUCCGGUGACAGUAAAAAUCAAGUGCCUCAUUCCAGUUCUUUCUUUGAAUUUUUACUGCUCGUACGUCUCAAAUGUGUUCUCUUUAUUUACCGCUUUAAGAAUAGUCAUGAUAGACGAUGAAAAUGGAAAUUGA